CAUUACGAGUAAAUUAAUGUGCUGGUGGUGGUAUGGCGGCGGCUGUAUCUCGUUCGUCCAUUGUCGUCUCGUCGUUUGAGCGUUUCGGCGUGAAUGAGCUUUCGUCUCUGUUGAUUCUGUUUUGUUUUUGUUUGCGUUUUGUUUAUUUCGUUUUCCGUUUUGAUUUGGUCUGACUGACUGUUUGUCUAUGCGUCUGCCCGCCUGCCUGUCGGUUUUGUGUGUCUGUUUUCGCAGUAAAUGCAAAUAUGAACCGUGUUUGUGUUUUGUUGUUUAGUUCACUCGUGGCCGUGGCCCUUGACAGUUGUCUAUUUUUUUAUAUUGCGUUGCGAUACGUCCGUUGGCCCCUUCGUACCGUCCGUUUGUUGUGGUAGUCUUCAAUCGUUUUACGCGCCGUUACAAGUGAUUUCAAACAAAAAUUCGAAUUUGUGCGUGUGAAAGCAAAGUUUUACCAAAAUUGCUUCCCAAAUUAUUCCGUUGAAUAAUUAUUUGGAAAUUAUUGAAGUGAAAUUUUGAAAACCCAUUUAACAACUACAAGCCACAUUUACAAAAAAAAUAAUAAUUAAAAAAGUCAACAAUUAAACACCCGAAAACGAAUCAUCAUGGGCUGUGCUACCAGAACCAUAAAAUGUGUCCUUUUAAUAUUCAACACGCUGUGGGCCAUCUUUGGCAUUUUACUAUUGCUAUUAGCAGGAUUUGGAUGGGAGGCUAUGCCCCAGCAUUAUGCCAUCGGGUUUAUUGCUCUGGGAUGUGUUAUUCUAUUAACAGCCUUAUUUGGAUGCUUUGGAUCCGUAAGAGAGUCUGCACGCAGCCUAUGGACGUAUGCUGUCAUGUUGCUGAUAAUUUUGGUAUUGACCAUUGUCUUCAUUUGCCUGAACACGCGGGAUGUCUUUAAAAACUAUGCGGUACAAGAAGUCAAUGGACUGUGGGAACAGGAAAUGACAAGUCCCGGAGCCAUGGACCAAAAGCAGAUAGUUUAUGAAUGCUGCGGCCGCAUGGGUCCAGAUGACUACUUACUUGCUGGGCGUGUUACUCCAUCCAGUUGUUGCAAGGAGAGCAAUUGCAUAAACCCUUUGAAUAUUUACAUGGAUGGUUGUCUGGCGAAAAUAGAACAAGCCUUCUCCAAUGAAGCGUUGACAACACAAAUUUCCGAAUGGGUUCUAUUGGGUCUCAAUAUUGUUGUUCUCGCCAUGUCGAUUCUGUUUGCCAUCCAUUACACUAACCAAAGACGCCGUUUUAAUUAUUAGUAAAUGGUCUCGCCACUCCGUUUCUUCCAAAAAACUAUAGCAAAGAUCAAGAACUUGCCACUACCUCCGAGCAACAAUUGAAGUCACGCGUACCUUAAAUACAAAAACACUACUUACAAUUCUAAAAGAUUGAUAGACAACACAUUUUUAUAUUGUAUAUUUUUUUAUUUUUUUAAGAUUAUUUAAUAACUAUUCAUUUUUGUUAUUGAUGAAUUCGAAUAUGUAUUUUUGAUAAGCUAAUUUAAACAUUCAAAUAAAUUGUAUAUAUUAUUGUAGAACAAAACAAA
Messenger RNA from Stomoxys calcitrans (stable fly), 1531 nucleotides. RefSeq names its product protein late bloomer. Lineage: Eukaryota; Metazoa; Arthropoda; Insecta; Diptera; Muscidae. The transcript is spliced from 5 exons. Bases 600 to 1244 code for a protein of 214 amino acids. The record is from RefSeq and is a predicted model, not a curated record. Gene Ontology annotation, cellular component: membrane.